This is a messenger RNA of Branchiostoma floridae (Florida lancelet), 2640 nucleotides long. RefSeq names its product EGF domain-specific O-linked N-acetylglucosamine transferase-like. The coding region runs from base 87 to 1664 and encodes 525 amino acids. Lineage: Eukaryota; Metazoa; Chordata; Leptocardii; Amphioxiformes; Branchiostomatidae. Gene Ontology annotation, cellular component: endoplasmic reticulum lumen. The record is from RefSeq and is a predicted model, not a curated record. Gene Ontology annotation, molecular function: protein N-acetylglucosaminyltransferase activity. The transcript has 17 exons.
AUCCAGGUGUGCAGUUCCCAUCUACCUGGCUAUUGUUCUCAGACUGGGCCUAAAGUCUGCAUGCAACUAUAAACAGCUAUCUUGAGAUGUCCAUGCCAAGUGGAGGUCUGCUGCUGUUAGUGAUCAUUCUACAAAGUUCACCCCAGGUCACCCAACCACUGCAACAUCUCAACUUACCCGAGUCCCAUCUCCCGUACUUCUUCUCUUCCCAUCAUGCACUGGCAAGGGCUUGUGAGCAGGAUGACGAGUGCCCAUAUAAGGAAUACAUUGGUAAGAAGGUGUGCUGGGGGUACGAGAAAAACUGCAAGAAGAAAAACAGGUUUCUCAACCCAACAUGUACAAUAGCCAACACUGGAUGGGGAAAAGCUCAUACCAUUGAGGAGACUGCAGACCUGUUCUGGAAGGAGGCUGACUAUGGCUACGUAUGGGAGAGACUACAGGAGAUGACAGUCAUGUGUAAACCACAGCGAGAGGGUGACUCGUCCCUUAGUUGUGUCAAACACACACGAUACUGCAGGGCCACAAACAUCUACAUGGACUUUGCUAACCUGGACUCAGACAAUAACAGUAACAGGUACAGGGAGAAUUUGUUCAAUGCUGGCCAAAUUGGAGGACACUGCAAACUGUACCCCAGAAGGCUGUCUGCAGAAGGAGACCACAAAAGUGCACUGCAGUCUUGGUAUGCAGAGUUGGAGAUGUUUUCGUCGCUGCCUUUCCGGCCGAUCCAUGAUGACAAGUGUGACAUUGUGUUGGACAAGCCAACUUACCUCAUGAAACUGGAUGCUGGUGUGAACAUGUACCAUCAUUUCUGUGACUACAUCAACUUGUACGCCUCACAGCACAUCAAUGGGUCUUUCUCUCAGGAUGUCAACAUCAUCAUGUGGGACACGAGUGGACUUGGGUACGGAGAUAUCUUCAGUGACACCUGGAAGGCCUUCUCAGACUAUCCUAUCAUUCACCUGAAGGAGUAUGAUGGCAAGAAGUUGUGCAUCCGUGAUGCUGUAUUCCCGUUGCUGCCCCGCAUGCAGUAUGGCAUGUACUACAACAUGCCUCUUGUCCCAGGAUGCAGUGGAACAGGCCUGUACAAAGCAUUCUCAGAGCAUGUGUUACAUCGACUGAACAUCACACAGCAAGGGCCGCUGGAUAAGGUACGAGUGACUCUCCUGAGCAGGUCAACAAAGUGGAGAAGGAUCCUCAAUGAAGAAGAGCUGCUGAGUGCAAUGAAGUCUGAAAGCAGACUGGAAGUGAGGAGAGUGGACUACAACUGGAAAAAGAUGUCCUUCCCAGAACAACUUAAGGUAACCCAGAACUCAGACCUGCUGAUAGGCAUGCACGGAGCUGGACUCACCCAUUCACUGUUCUUGCCAGACUGGGGCGUGUUGUUUGAGCUUUACAACUGUGAGGAUCCUCGCUGUUACAAAGAUCUGGCCCGCCUGCGUGGGGUGAAAUAUUACACAUGGGAGAAACAGGAGAAAAUCACACAGACGGAAAAGGGAUCCCAUCCAAGUGUCGGGGAACAUGCCAAGUUCGUGAACUACGGGUUCGACCCUGCCGAGUUCAUGAGAAUUGUGCAGAAUGCUGCUGACUACAUCCAGGGCCAUCCCCAGUUUGUAGCCAAACAAAACAAGAUGAACGGAAGUGGGGAUCGCCACACUGAGUUGUAACAGGGUUCUAGCCAGCGUCCGUCCUUUGAUGGAAUUUUGCUGCCGGGGAUGGUCAUAAAUUUUGCCCAUUCCGUCCUCUAUGAUGGACAAAAAUCGGCAUGUUAAGAUAUUAAAACAGAUGCAACUGAACCAAUCAGAGUCUACAGGCAAAAUUUGCCCCGCACAAUGCAGGAAAUAGCAUUUCGGAGGGUCUAGAUUUCAAAUUUUUCUAGGAGGAAAAUGCUCCUGGACCCCAUAUCUAUACUUUUGUUGUACCUUUGUCACUCUAAAGGUUUUCCAAAUUCAAAAUCCAUGGGACAGAAAAAAUUUCAGGCUGGCUGGAACACUGACUAUUUUUGAAAGAAUUUGGUGAUUUUAUGCAAUUUUAUUCUGAAAUGUGCUUUCCUCAGGUAUUCAUUCAAUUUAGGUCAAUUAAGAGAGUAAUGAAAUUUUAUACUGAAAUUCCAGUGGUUAUUGAAUUACUGGCUACUACAGCAGUUACUGGCUACUACAGUAGUAACUGGCUACUACAGCAUCAAGUUACCAAAUAAGAUGUCUGAAUUUUAAAGAAUUCCUAUUGCUUGCAACAUUUCCUCAAAUGAGAAAUUAAUCGGGAUAUUAUAGAUUCUAAUGUAUUAUUUUAUUGCAUUAUUUAUGGCAUUGUUGUGCAAACAGUGGAAUAUCAAACAGUUACAUACUCAUGUUUGUAAACUUCAGGGAACGAUUAUGUGCCAAAGAGCUGAAAAAAUAAGGGAGAUGAUAUUCUAAAAGCUAGUUUACUAUACCUGUAUGGGUAAGAAUAUCUUUAUGUACAAUGUACAUUGUACUGAAUAGGCUUUUGUGCCAGACUUGUAGCAAUGAAGAAGAAAAUGUGAAUUAUUGUUUCUUGUAGCUUCAAGUUAGAGAAACUUGAUGUAAGAGAAUCUACAAUGUAGUCAGGCCUGUCUCCAGGACUCAUCCCUCGUCCAGGGAUGGAAAUUUGCUUGUUGGGAAAAAA